AUGGUUCAAAAUAAAUUUCUCUUCUUUCUUUAUUUUGUCAUUAUCUUCAUUUCCGCUGCCACUGCAGUUGCCCAAGGUUCGUCUCCUGCCAUUAAGAUUCCUCUUACUGAAGACUUAAUUGAUCAAUUAGAAGAUAUAGUAGUAACGAAUAAAGAGAAUAAAGGUAUGAGUCCAUCUACGCCUUUGGACCAACCUGAAAGUGAACCUUCUGUUGACAAUCCUAAGAACUCGGAUAGUUCAUAUAAAAGCCCGGAUAGUUCAUCUAAAAGUUCUGAUAGUUCUAAAAGCAUGAACAAACAAGGUGUAGCGCCUUCUCCAAUUGGUGUAGUUCCUACGUCUGGACCAAUGACUGGUCCAAUUAAAAGUCCUACGACCCAAAUUAAUGGUACUCCUAAACAGAGUAUUAAUAGUGUUAAUUCAAUACCUACUCCGAAAUCAACUGUUCAAAGUCCACCUCCCAAAUCAAUCCCUCCACCUUCUGUUGUUAAAGCUCCUUUACCACCAACUUCUACUUCUAAAGUAUCUCAUGCUGAACAUAUUUCUACUAACUGUUUUUUGGGG
This is a messenger RNA of Cetraspora pellucida, 561 nucleotides long. Lineage: Eukaryota; Fungi; Glomeromycota; Glomeromycetes; Diversisporales; Gigasporaceae. The record is from the annotation of a GenBank genome assembly.